Messenger RNA from Coniosporium apollinis CBS 100218, 1584 nucleotides. RefSeq lists its product as uncharacterized. NCBI's taxonomy places the organism in Eukaryota, Fungi, Ascomycota, Dothideomycetes. Gene Ontology annotation, molecular function: transmembrane transporter activity. The coding region runs from base 1 to 1584 and encodes 527 amino acids. The transcript has 6 exons. The record is from RefSeq and is a predicted model, not a curated record. Gene Ontology annotation, biological process: transmembrane transport.
AUGCCUCGAAACUACAGCGAAGCCACUACUAGCAAGACGGACGAGGGCUCGAAGAAGAGCAAUGAAGUCGAGGACUCUGGGGAGCAGCCAAAUCUCACGAAGUCGCAAAAGUACCCAGAUAUUGAUAUCGUGGAAUGGAACGGCAGACGAGACCCUGAUAAUCCGUUCAAUUGGUCUGUAAAGCGGAAGUGGAUGAUUACUAUCACGACAUGUUUCAUUUCCAUUCUUACCGGUCUGCCAGCUGGAGCGUACGGCGCCGGCAACGAGCAGAUGUCCGAAGAGUUCAACGUUAGCCAAGAAUCUUUCCCCCAUCUUUUCUGGGCGACAACGAGCUGGAAUAUGGGCGCGGCCCUGUUUCCGCUGCUGUUCGUGCCCUUGACAGAGCAAACGGGACGGAUGUCGGGAUACUUUGCGUCUUAUAUCGUCUUUCUAAUAUUCCUUCUCCCGUCCGCGCUUGCCCAAAAUUUUGCAACGCUCGUCAUCACCCGGUUCUUCGGCGGCGGGGCUUCCUCCGUCAGCAUCAACAUCGUUGGCGGGACGAUUACAGAUAUCUGGAAGACCGACAAAGACAGGAGUGUACCGAUGUCCAUCUUCGGCAUGACCUCCGUCGUUGGUAUCGCCCUUGGUCCGUUCAUCGGUUCAGCUAUCCAACGCAAUAUGAACUGGAGAUGGAUAUACUACAUCCAGCUCGCCUUCGAUGCCGGCUGUCUUCCCAUCUUUUGGCUCAUCCUAAAGGAGACCCGAGGCGAUGUGAUCCUGCGCGCCCGGGCCAAAAAGCUGCGCAAAGAAGGCAAAAAGAACGCCUACGCGCGCUCCGAGAUCGAGAAGGACUCUCUCGCCACGACCAUCAAAAUUUCCUUCAUGCGCCCCGUGAAAAUGCUCAUGACCGAAUUCGUCGUCUUCAGCUUCACAAUGUGGAUCUCCUUCGCCUGGGGCAUCCUCUUCCUCUUUCAGAGCUCGAUCCCGCAGACCUUUGGCGAGAACUACGGCUUCGACACCUUCCAGACGGGACUCAUCCAGCUCGCCAUCUCGGCCGGCGCCGUCAUCGCCACCGUCAUCAACCCGCUGCAAGACCGCUACUACCUGCGCAGCCGCAGUCGCAACAAAGAGUCCCCCGGCGUCCCCAUCCCGGAGGCGCGGCUGUACUUCGCCGUCCCGGGCUCGCUGCUCUUCACGGCAGGCAUCUUCUGGUACGGCUGGAGUUCCUACCCGCAUGUGCACUGGAUCGUGCCGACGAUCGCUAUUGGCGCUGUCGGCAUCGGCAUCUACGAGAUCUACAUGGCGGUCGUCAACUACCUGGCCGAUGCGUACGAGAAAUACGCCGCGUCUGCGCUGUCGGCGGCGAGUUUGGGCCGGAACACCUUUGGCGCGUUCUUGCCGCUCGCCACGCAGAGUCUGUAUACGAAUCUGGGGUUCCAGUGGGCGAGUAGUCUGCUCGGGUUUAUUGGACUGGUGCUGAGUCUUGCGCCUGUGGUGUUGUUGUGGAAGGGGCCGCAGAUUAGGAAGAGGAGUCCGUUUAUGAAUGAGAGCAAGAACGACCCUGAUGGGGAUGACGAGGAGCCGAGCGGCGAACAGAAGGCGUAA